Messenger RNA from Microtus oregoni (creeping vole), 1890 nucleotides. RefSeq names its product leukocyte immunoglobulin-like receptor subfamily A member 6. Lineage: Eukaryota; Metazoa; Chordata; Mammalia; Rodentia; Cricetidae. Bases 1 to 1890 code for a protein of 629 amino acids. The transcript is spliced from 8 exons. Gene Ontology annotation, molecular function: inhibitory MHC class I receptor activity. Gene Ontology annotation, biological process: cytokine-mediated signaling pathway. The record is from RefSeq and is a predicted model, not a curated record.
AUGUUGGGGAUCCGUGAAAGGUUCUGGGUCAGAAAGCUUGUAUUAAAGGGGGAGUUCUGGGGAACCAAUUGUCAAUUUCUUUCAGGGGUCCUCUCUAAACCUACACUGAGAGCAGUGCCAGGAAAUGUGGUAGCCACUGGGAACCAGGUGACAUUCUUCUGUGAAGGGCCCUCAGAGGCCAAAGAAUAUCGUCUCUACAAAGUAGGAAGUCAAGACUACCUGAAACCAACAGCCCUUCUAGAAACUGAGAAUAAGGCCAAGUUUUCUAUCUCUUUGGUUAAAUGGAACAAUGCAGGCCAAUAUUGGUGUUCUUAUACAAGUACCAAUGGCUCAUUAGAAAACAGUGACAUCGUGGAGCUGGUGGUGACAGGAGUUUACCCCAGCAAUGUCGCUCUGUCAGCCAUUCCCAGCCCUGUGGUGACUUCAGGGGGCGAGUUACCCUUCAGUAACAUAUACUCUGACAUAUUUGGAGCCACGUUCUUGGUGGAUCCGGUGACCCCCAACAAGAGGUGGAUGUUCACAUGCUAUGGUUAUUCCUUGAGCAGCCCUCAGAUGUGGUCAGUGCCCAGUAACCAACUGGAGCUCCUGGUAUCAGGUUCCCUUCACAAGCCCACCAUAUUUGCUGAGCCAGGCUCUGUGAUCACCUCAGGGAGUUAUGUUACCAUCUGGUGUAAGGCAACACUACCUACACUAAUCUAUGUGAUAUAUAAAGAGGGAAGCCCAGAUCCUUCGGACCAAAAGAACCAAAUAGCCUACAAUCAUAUUGCAAAACUCACCAUUUCAUCUAUGACAGAAUUGAAUGCAGGAAGAUAUCACUGCUACUCAUACACCUCUGCUGGAUGGACAGAAUGCAGUAACACCUUAGAGCUGGUGGUGACAGGAGUCUACAACAAACCCAUACUGUUGCCACUGCAAGACCCUGUUGUGACUGUAGGAAUGACUGUGACGCUCUCUUGUACCUCAAAUCAUUCAUACAACUGGUUCAUUUUAAACAAGGAUGAUCAGAAGUUCUUGCACAGUGAGCGUUCACAAGAUAAAGACACUGGGCCAUUUUUUGCCAAGUUCCAAGUGACACUAGUGGCAUUCAGCCAAAGGUGGAGGUUCAGAUGCUAUGGCUCUUACAGAAGUAAUCCUCAGGUGUGGUCAGAAGGGAGUGACCUUUUGGAACUUCUGCUCUCAGGAAAACUUAAGAAACCCACUUUGAGGGCUGAGCCGGGAUCUGUGAUUGCCUUAGGGAAUAGUGUGACCAUCUCGUGUGAGGGGACAAAGGGAGAACAACCAAUGUAUUUCCUCUAUAAAGAAGGAAGCCCAGCACCCUGGGACAGUCAAACUCCAAAAGAUCCUAGUAACAAGGCCAUGUUCUCAAUAGCAUCCAUGGAACAGCAUCAUGCAGGAAAAUAUCGCUGUUACUCUUACAAGUCUGCUGGCUGGACAGAGCACAGUGAUACCCUGGAGCUGGUGGUGACAGGUGUUCACCAUGGUAAACCUACUCUGUCAGCUUUGCCCAGCCCUGUGGUUACCUCAGGUGGGAACAUGACCCUUAAGUGUGUCUCAUCUAAAAAAUAUGAUUGGUUCAUUUUGACUGGGGCAGAUCAAAAUUUCUCCAGGUCCCAAAAGGCACAGUUUAUACUCACUGGACAGUCCCUAGCUCUGUUUCCUGAGAUCACUGUGGCAUCCAGCAAGAGUGGGCCCUUCAGAUGUUAUGGAUAUUAUACAAAUACCUCACAUGUGUGGUCAGAGGCCAGUGACCCUUUGGAGAUACAUGUCUCAGUCUCACAGCCUCAAGAUCACACAGUGGAGAACAUCAUUCGGAUGGGCGUUUCUGGUUUGAUUCUCACAGUACUUGGGAUUGUGCUGUUUGGGACUUGCCCCAGCCAGAGAAGACCUUGA